Messenger RNA from Lodderomyces margitis, 546 nucleotides. RefSeq lists its product as uncharacterized. The record is from RefSeq and is a predicted model, not a curated record. The transcript has a single exon. The coding region runs from base 1 to 546 and encodes 181 amino acids. Gene Ontology annotation, biological process: mitochondrial electron transport, NADH to ubiquinone. NCBI's taxonomy places the organism in Eukaryota, Fungi, Ascomycota, Pichiomycetes, Serinales, Debaryomycetaceae.
AUGUUGAGAAUAAGUAAUAGAAUAACGCCAAGAGCCCUCACAUUUGUGCGUUACAACUACACAUCAACUACACCUCCAACCACUCAAAAAUCAACCCCAACCAAGACUUCAACAUCAUCACCUGAAGAAGAAGAAUCAUCAACUUCAUUGGCUAGACCCGAAUCGUCGCAAUUAAACUUGAAGGACUUGCAAAACAAUGUAUAUGCCAAGCCUGCACCUAAUAGAGACACCACCUGGACCAGAUCGCAACAAGCAAGAAUAGAUGUGAUAAGUAAAUAUCCUUUCCGUUUCACGCAAAAGGAUUUAGCUGAUCAGCCAAGACCUUAUGCUGCUAUUGAAUUAAUUGCUAAGGAGCCUAUUAAAUAUUUGAAACCAGAAGAAGGAAAUAUUGCCGUUUGCGAUGGAAAUAGAGGUAGCACUUUACAAGGACAUCCUAAAAUUUUCAUCAACUUGGAUAAACCUCAAGCUAGUACUUGUGGCUAUUGUGGAUUGAGAUAUGCCAAGGAGGAGUUUAGAGAAGAAAUUGAAGCUAAAGGAGAGUUUUGA